AUGAGUUCAUCAAACGUCACCAGCUCGUCCAACUUCUGGGACUUCGUGUUCACCGAGCUGGCGGAUCCGCGGACCAACCACUGGCCGCUGAUAUCGUCCCCGGUGCCCGGCCUGACCAUCAUCGCCUGCUACCUGUACUUCGUGCUCAACUUCGGCCCCAAGUACAUGGCCAACCGAAAGCCGUUCCAGAUGCAGAAGACCCUGGUCGUGUACAACUUCAUUCAGGUGCUAGUCAGCAUAUAUCUGUUCGCAGAGGGUCUCGAUGGAGCUUGGCUACGGCACUACAGCUGGAGAUGCCAACCGGUGGACUUUAACGACAAUCCUGCCGCCAUGAGGGUUGCGCGAGGUUGCUACAUCUACUUCCUGGCCAAAAUCUCCGAGCUGCUGGACACGGUGUUCUUCACCCUGCGGAAGAAGGACAACCAGAUCACGUUCCUGCACCUGUACCACCACACGGUGAUGCCCAUGAUCUCGUGGGGCGCCACCAAGUACUAUCCUGGAGGACAUGGAACAUUCAUCGGUGUGAUCAACUCGUUCGUGCACAUCAUUAUGUACACCUACUACAUGAUGGCCGCCAUGGGUCCUCAGUACCAGAAGUAUCUCUGGUGGAAGAAGUACAUCACCAACAUCCAGAUGAUCCAGUUCGGUAUGGCUUUCGGCCACUCCGCUCAGCUGCUCUGGACCGACUGUGGUUACCCGCGCUGGUCGGUGUUCUUCACCCUCCCGAACGCGAUCUUCUUCUACAUGCUGUUCAACGACUUCUACAAGAAAUCGUACGGCAACAAAAAGGCUGCCGCUGCCGCCGCCGCUGCUAAACAGCUACAACAGUCCUCCGAAACCUCCGAAACCAAAACUGCCGAAAACAACAACUCGCCAAAAAUUGCCAGCAAAGAACUGUGA
Messenger RNA from Anopheles coustani, 900 nucleotides. It is a transcript of the gene sit, whose product is annotated as elongation of very long chain fatty acids protein AAEL008004. The transcript has 5 exons. Gene Ontology annotation, biological process: fatty acid elongation, monounsaturated fatty acid; sphingolipid biosynthetic process; very long-chain fatty acid biosynthetic process. NCBI's taxonomy places the organism in Eukaryota, Metazoa, Arthropoda, Insecta, Diptera, Culicidae. Gene Ontology annotation, molecular function: fatty acid elongase activity. Gene Ontology annotation, cellular component: endoplasmic reticulum membrane. The record is from RefSeq and is a predicted model, not a curated record. The coding region runs from base 1 to 900 and encodes 299 amino acids.